UUGGGCUACUGUCCCCAAAAAUUCCAGAGUUUCGCAGAGGAAAAGGACAUACUCGAUGAGAAUCACAAUGAAGCGCGGACCCCUGGUGCUCUUUUCGUUAAAGGGCAACCAUUCUGGAUCGACCCAGAUACUCAGAGCCCUUUUGCAACGGACAAUACCGAAGCUGAACUCGAUUUACCUCUGAACGGUGAUGCCCUCUUGGAGGUGGAACGAGGAACAAUAGAGCUCGUUCCGAUGCCUAAUACACCGUCACUUUUACAAUUCUACUACACAUGCAGUUUUUCAGACAACGCAUCAGUGCGAAUACAGCGACAUCAAAGAAAGCCGACUAAGAUACUCGUCUGGGAGCCCACACAGCGUUUUCUCUAUGUUCGUGAAAAAUGCUCUCAAUUUACCGAGUUCCCUUUCGAACCGGGUUCCCUCUCAGCUGAAAAGGAUGAUAAUCAGCUUAAGAAGCUUAUGAGUCAAAUGGUAUGGCAAGACACUCACAAGCUUGGAUGCGCAGUGGUAUCUUGCAGCAACAUGAUGUUAAUAGGCUGCCUGUACAAUCCGAGUGGAAACAUCGAAGGAAAACCCAUUUAUGAGAUGGGAGAGCCAUGCACGGGUUGUUCUUGCAGUAAAGAGGAAGGACUAUGUGUUGCUUAG
This is a messenger RNA of Haemonchus placei, 645 nucleotides long. The record is from the annotation of a GenBank genome assembly. Lineage: Eukaryota; Metazoa; Nematoda; Chromadorea; Rhabditida; Trichostrongylidae.